Molecule: messenger RNA, 3093 nt
Organism: Perca fluviatilis (European perch)
Lineage: Eukaryota; Metazoa; Chordata; Actinopteri; Perciformes; Percidae
Gene: gpm6bb
Product: glycoprotein M6Bb
Exons: 7
Coding region: 144-950 (268 amino acids)
Biological process (GO): axon development; central nervous system myelination
Cellular component (GO): myelin sheath; plasma membrane
Molecular function (GO): structural constituent of myelin sheath
Source: RefSeq, a predicted model, not a curated record
AGGCUGUUUCCAAACGGACGCAGCGUUGAGUGUUUGAGCAGCCAGGCGGCCAGUGUGUGCAUCCCAGGACGCAACAUCAGUGUAGCUGGGGCUCGACUUUCAGCUGAUCGCUUCACUUCGGACGCUUUGGGAAACUUACAACAAUGGGUUGCUUUGAGUGCUGCAUCAAAUGUUUAGGCGGGGUGCCGUAUGCGUCGCUGGUGGCUACAAUCCUCUGCUUCUCUGGCGUUGCCCUGUUCUGUGGAUGUGGCCAUGUGGCUCUCACUGGCACGGUGACCAUCUUGGAAACCCACUUCUCCAAGGUCACCAGUGAUCACGCCAUGCUGACUGAUGUAAUACAGCUGAUGCAGUAUGUCAUCUACGGCAUUGCUUCAUUUUUCUUCCUGUAUGGGAUCAUUCUGCUGGCUGAGGGCUUCUACACAACCAGUGCCGUAAAGGAACUGCACAGUGAGUUCAAGACCACCAUCUGUGGACGCUGCAUCAGUGGAAUGUUUGUGUUCCUCACAUACAUUCUGGGUGUGGCCUGGCUCGGUGUGUUUGGCUUUUCGGCCGUGCCAGUCUUCCUCUUCUACAACAUGUGGUCUACCUGUGCGGCCAUGAGGUCUCCCAUAGCCAACCUCACCAACAUUGACUCCAUCUGUGUGGAUGUUCGUCAGUACGGAAUUAUUCCAUGGAAUGCCACACCAGGCAAGGCCUGUGGAUCUACGCUAGGUGACAUCUGCAACACCAGUGAGUUCUACCUGUCUUAUCACCUGUACAUCGUAGCGUGUGCCGGGGCAGGAGCCACUGUGAUCGCUCUGAUCCACUUCCUCAUGAUUCUCUCAGCAAACUGGGCCUACCUUAAGGAUGCCAGUCAAAUGCAUGCCUACCAAGACAUCAAAAUGAAGGAAGAGCGGGAGCUGCAGGACAUCACCUCACGCUCAAAGGAAUGCCUCAAUUCCUACACAUAAGGAUAUUACACACUCACAAUCCACACACACAAAUGUAAAGACACAUAGACACUGCGGCCAACCACUGUGGCCCCUUUGGACCAUGACACUCAGCUAAAAUAACCUGCCAACUGCCGUGACACUGUGCAGUACUAACCAGGCUCCUAACAAACUAAUGCAUAAAUGUUGCUUUCUGCACUAACUCACCAAGAAGUGUUUUGAAACUGCUACUUCAAAUUUCAUUUCUAUUUUUAUUUUUAUGAAGGAAAAAAAAGGCAAUUUUGAAUUCUGAUAUUCAUGUAGUGUUUGAUUUUCUCUAGCCCUUUUUAUAGCCAGUUUUUUGCUGGCGAUGCUUGAGUCAUUGCACUAUUCUUAUAUAACGAAUAACGAUGCCUUGUUUGUUUUACGGUCUUGCUGUCUUUCUUUUGAGCUGUGGUGGCCAGUUUUCAACAAGAGAAUACAAUAUUUUGUUUGCUUUCUUUUCCAAUCAAAAAUGCAGACUAAUUAUACAUAACAUGAAAGGCCUUACAUUCAGAGUUAGCGUGACACUUCUAGAUAGCAUGUCAGAAUCCAAUUAUAAUGACACAAGAUAAUAAUACUGACACAAGACCGGCAUGUCACAAGAUGUUUUUUCUUUGACUUCACAGCAAGGAGAAUGGGUCAAAUCUAUAAUGUGGACCCAGUAGUUCUGUUGUAUUCGGGGGUAUUUCACUGCAUCUUAAUCCCAGUGUUAAUCAUUUGGUUCUAGAUUUCAUUGUACAGCUACGCAAAAAGUCACGCAGAACAUUCAUGGCCUAUAAUAACACUACCUCAGGUGUGCACUAGAGCCUAUAGAACAAUUAUCUGGAAGAAACACUUCUCCUUUGCAAAACUAUGGUUUGAUCCUAUUAUAAUCACACACACCGGGAGCUUCUCUACGUGACAUUAUCAUAGGGUUUAAUCUUUAUGGAUAAUGCCAUAAGAAUAACUAGCUUGCUAAAUGUGAACUGUUGCCAAUAAUUAGACAAAAGGAUAGUCAAUGUAUUCAAUAUCUUUAAAAGUGUGGUCCACGUGUAUUCAGUUAUGCAAAUGACAAAAAACAGAGAGAGCGCUCUCUGAUCCAUCAUAAAUGCUUUUUUAGCUCAUUGUCUAUUGUAAUAUCUCAUAUUGUAAAAUAUGAUAAAAAAAUACUUGAUUUUGAAAAACCUUAUAAACAAGUGUAUGUCCCAUGUGCAUUCGUACUAUGGAAAAAUCUACAGAACUUAAGGUGUGAAAAAUGUAAACUUGUUAAGUCAGGAUUUUUAGCUUAUUUUUCAAGAUAAAACCACUUCAUUUGUGUUCUUAAUUUUCUAUUAUUGCACCAGUUUUUGAUGUGCAAUUGUCAUAAUGCUGACAUAAUUACUCAUGUAAUCUUGUAUUUCUAUUAGUUUAGUUACAGAGAUAAGUUUCUUUGUUGCAUGAAGACAACUGUUUCUGCAGUGACACGUGAUGUACAGUCAUGUAUACUGACAUCAGUAGUAGGCAGUGUUUGCCUGUCUCCUUUUUUUCUAAUUAAAUACAAAUUAAUCCAUUUUUUUGUAGCUGAUUACUUAUGUUUUUUUAGGUUCUUUUCUUUAAAGUCAAAAGUAUAAAUGUUUUAUAUUAUUUUGUUGCCUGAUAGUAUACUUGUAUUGUCUAUGAAUGUCAAGGGCUUCCUCGUGAAUAUCUGAUGCUUAACAUUUAAAUAAACUUUCAAAUAACUAGAUGCAACACCAGUCAUUUAAAAAAAAAAAAAAUUGUAUGGCUUUCUAAAUGCUAAAGUUAGCCAAAGUAUGAAUGCCAUUGUGACUGUCCGCCCAGUGUUUUACACAGAAUCUGUGAGAUAUUGUAAUACACAACCUGCAUAGUUCUCUGCAGGAGUAAUAGCUACAGGUGCACAAUCCUAGACAUAUAUACAUAUGUCUAUGUGUACAAUGGCCAAGGAGAAAGAUGACAGAUGUACAUAAUGCCAAUGUACUGUACAUCUCACCUUAAUAUGCAGAGUUUCCUGUUGAAUGAACCAAAAACUAAAGAGUAAAGGCUAUCUAUCAAUCACCAGGACGACAACAAUCCAGCAUCCUGUCUGACUGGAAAUCCCUUUAUGACAUUACUCAACUGGCCUGUUGACUGUUUUUAUGAAAAUAAAAAAACAACAAAAUAAAACAAA